AUGAAACUACUCACAAGAUUGCUGAAAACUCUUCGACAGUUCACGACCGAUUUCGCCCUUCUUGGGUCUCAUCAGGUCGCACAUUCCACUUGGCUCAUACAUGAAAUUAAGGGUAACGACUGUAUUAAGGUCUCUGUAGGACAAAGAGUCAGGGAACUUCACACCACAAUGGGAAAGCGCAGGAGAAAAAUAAACAGGAAGUCGAGAAAUGCGGAUGAUUAUCGAGCGGCACUGAAAAAUUCGGCACUUAAGGAACAUACAUUGAACACGGAACAUAAAAUAGACUUAGAAAAUAUUGACGCGAGGACUAUGGUCCACAAUGGAGGGCACCGAACUGGCAAGCGUGUGGAGAACUGUUUUGACCCAGUCGAGCUGACACGUUAUCAGGAGUUGUCAUCAGCUGAAUUCCGAUUGACCUCGUCCACCUUCCCUCCCCCAACUUCCCCACCCCCCAACGAGAUUUACCGAUGGCACCCGCGCAAACUCGUUCGUUCGGAUGGCUCCGAGGUUAACAGCGAACUUACUGACCGGAAAGUCCAUGGUUCAAAUCCGACCACCGCAUCUCGACCGCUCUGGUCUAGACUUGGGCAACCUGGCAUGAUGGUCACAAUUGCUCUUGGCACCGCUACGGUUGAAGAAUACAUGGUUAUCGUUGCUGCCUUGUUCGUGAAAAACCUAAGCAGUCGCUUGUAUUGCAGUACCCGUGAAAUUAUGAACCACAUCAAGCGAUUCGGACGAGUUUCUACGCAAUACGAAGGCAUACUAUAUUCGAAGGACAUUGCACCUGAAAAUGUUGAGGUUUUGAGGUGGUCCACGUCAUGGAGAGUUAUAGCCGAGGCGGCAGAAAUCGCCAAGCAUCCCAGUGUUAACAGAAUAGAAGGCGUGGAACUGGCAAGCGUGUGGAGAUCGGUCUUGGUUAAAUUGUCGCAAAAUUCACGUGGCCACGAAGACCAAAGAAAAUCUACCAGUGGCACCCUGAAGUGGAAGAUUAAGCAACAGAAAGCGAUCAGAACUAAUUUGAGACUCGAGAAAUACACACUCGUUUUCAAAUCAAUUUGGUUUUCACAAGAGACUCAACUGAAUCUCUCGUUUAUGAUGUUCUACAACUGA
Messenger RNA from Opisthorchis viverrini, 1110 nucleotides. RefSeq lists its product as hypothetical. The record is from RefSeq and is a predicted model, not a curated record. The transcript is spliced from 8 exons. The coding region runs from base 1 to 1110 and encodes 369 amino acids. NCBI's taxonomy places the organism in Eukaryota, Metazoa, Platyhelminthes, Trematoda, Opisthorchiida, Opisthorchiidae.